AUGUUUAGUAACUGCCAUCAUCAUGAUGAUGCUGAACGUGUAGUAAUUAUAUUGGACGAUCAUGACAAAUUUAUGGAACAAUUAUUGAAUAGCAAAUAUAAACAAGAACGAAAUUUAUCAUGCUACAAACAAAUAUUAAAAUAUUUAACUAAUACGAGAGGUUUAAUAUUAAAGUAUUAUGAAUUACCUGUUAUAUUACGAAGAGAUCGGAGAUUCAUCACUGAAAUUGCACAAACUUUUGAAUUUUACCAACAAUUACCUGAAGAAUUUAAAUCCGAUAAACAAGUAAUGCUAAAUUGUUUUAAAAAGAAAGUAUUUAAUGGAAGUGAUAUUAAGAGUGGAUAUAUUCCCUCUAAUUUAAUGAAUGAUAGGAAAUUUAUAUUGGAAUUAAUUGAAGGAAAUCCAACAUGUCUCUAUUUAGUACCGAAAGAAAGAGAAUUCGUGUUGGCAGCAAUGAAACACGAUAUUAUAUAUUUGGGAUUUCUCCCAGGAAGUGAAAAGAAGAAUGAAUCAUACAUGUGGGAAUUGUUUUUGAAAAAUUGGGAAAAUUUAAGAUUUGCAAGUGGUGAAUUACUAAAUAAUCCAUCAUUUGCUAUAAAAGUAAGAAAGCAUGAUACCAAUACUUUCAACUAUUAUUGUGGACGGCCACAUUUGGCGGUUCAUGCAAGGGAUAAAUUUCGAAAUAAUAGAGAAUAUGUGCUUUUUGCUAUUUUACAUGGAAAAGCUGAUUUUACAAUGAUAAAAAAGGUAUUUCAAGCGGAUUUGGAAAUUAAAAUGGCAAAUAAUAUUAAAACUGAUGCCUCCUUAUGGAAAUUAAAGGAAGAAUGGGCAAAUGACAAGGAAAUGAUUUUGAAAUAUGUCAAACAUAAUUCAAAUAUAUUGAAAUUUAUUAAUUUGGAAUUACUACAGGAUUAUGAAUUUAAUAUUAAAUUAAUUUACAAAAAUAUUGAAAGUAUUCAAUUUAUUAAUGAAUGCAAUACUAAUUUUAAACAAUUAUUUACACAAUCAGAUAAAACUGAAUUAAUUUCUAGAUAUUUAAGCAACAAAAAAUUUAACAUUAAUUCCAAAAUUAUAAAUCCAACUAAUAUUAGAGCAUUUGGUUCCAAAAUUAAUUAUAUACAUUUUAUAGAGGAAUAUUUAAAUGAAAACGAUUUAAUUUAUAUAACAAGUAAUAUUGAUGGACAAGCAUGUUACGGUUUGUUAAACGUAAUUUCCAAUAAGAAAAUUUUCAAUGAAUGCUUACAAUUAUGGAAAAUAACAGUUAAAAAGCAUUAUUCAUGUUAUGAAUUAUUUAAUAUAAAAUAUACCAAACAAGAUAUUAUUGAGAUAAUUUCAUCCAUGCAUGAAUCUCCUUUUCCAUUCCUGGCACACAUUGAUAGAAAUGUAUUUAGCUCUGAGAGUGAAGUUCUUCUCAUUGCAAUUCAAACCCAUUUCAAGUGCUUUGAAUUGGCAAGUAAAGAACUGAAAUCUGACUUGAAUUUUAUUAGAAAGUCAGUCAAUUUAAAUAGAAAUAUUAUUAAAGUAAUAGAUUUGCAAAUUGUACAAGAUAAUUUGGAUUUAUUGAUUAUUUAUAUAAAUUAUAAAUUAAAAAUCAAUACCAUGUAUGGAUAUCAAAAUAGCGCUCAUGCAUUAAAUCCAUUAAUUAACAUAUUAGCAAAACAUUUACAAAAUGAGGAUACAGUUUUACAAUUAGUAGAAAUACCCCAAUUUGUAAAUUUAUUUUAUGGCCAUAUAGAUAUUAAUUUAAGAUCAAGUGAGGAAUUCUGUUUAAAAAUAUUAAAAACAGAUUUGAAUAAUGCCACUAAAAUUCCAAAUUUAAUUAAAUAUAGAAAUUUCAUAAUUGAAUUUCUAAAAGAGGGAAAAUCCAUUACAUUCAUUCCUAAAAUAUUCGAACAGGAUGAGGAAUUUUUACAUUUAUUUUUUAAAAACUGGAAUCGUACGGAAUACCUUCCAAUAUUACCAGCGGAUGAAAUUUUUAUUGGUAUUCUAAUUAAGGAAUUGAAAAUUAACCCAUCCAUAUAUAGAAAUUUUAAUAAUAGUGAUCCGUUGAAACAUAAUUGGGAUAUAUUAUUGAAUGUUGCCAGAGAUGUAAAUAGCUGUUUAGUUUUUCCCACCACAAUAUGGCAAGAUGAGAAUUUUAAAUUGGAACUUGUGAAGAGAGGAAUUUUUCCACCUUCCUUUUUGAAACAUUUUAAUAGCAUUUUGAACGAUAUGGAUUUGAUUGUAGAAAAUGGUUUUUACUUGAUUCAAUAA
Molecule: messenger RNA, 2253 nt
Organism: Naegleria gruberi
Lineage: Eukaryota; Heterolobosea; Eutetramitea; Acrasida; Naegleriidae
Exons: 1
Coding region: 1-2253 (750 amino acids)
Source: RefSeq, a predicted model, not a curated record